CGCGCAUCCGGCCAAUCACAGAGGACGACGCUGCAGCGCUCGCAUCGACCUGCGAUCGUUUAGUCGUCCUGGGACGCUAGGGAAACGAAGGCUAGCACGUGGAAAUCGGGAUUUUUUUUGGGGGGGUAACAAGGGUAACUUGGUGCCUUCUGCUAAACGGUUUAUCCCAACAACCACCCGGAAGAGAAGGUCACCCCCUCGGCUCACUGCUCCAGCGGUGCUUAAUCAUGGCGGACAACGUCGACGAGGACGCUCCGUACAGAAUUAAAGAGGAGGACUACGUCGUGUUGAAACGGGGCGACAUCUUCAAAGCCGUGCAAAUUGUACCGAAGAAGAAGGUGAUCUUUGAGAAGCAGUGGUUCUUCCUGGACAACGCCGUGGGGCAGCUGUACGGCAGCACCUUCGACAUCGUGCCCGGGGGGACCCUGCAGCCGCGGAAGCCCAAAGACGCGGAGAGCCCCGCCGAUGCAAAGGAGGCGGGCACGGACAACAGGAACAUUCAGGACGAUGGCAAAUCCCAGAAGCUGACCAGGGAUGACAUCGAGAACUUCAAGGAGCAAGGUCUAACAGAUCAGCAAAUCAUUCAGCAGCUUGUAGACAACAGCUCAACAUUCAUAGGGAAGACCAAAUAUGCCCAGGACAAGUACAUCAAGAAGAAAAAAAAGAAGUAUGAAAACAUCGUAACGAUUCUAAAACCGUCCUGUCGCAUCCUGGCCUUGAUGUACCACGGCCGGGAACCAGGGAAGAUCUGCCACCUCAGGUACGACACGCUUGCCCAGAUGUUGACCCUGGCGAACAUCCACGCGGGCAGCAAAGUUUUGGUGUUCGAGACCUGCGCCGGCCUGUUGCUGGGAUCCGUCAUGGAAAGAAUGGGGGGCUACGGCUCAGUGAUCCAAAUGUACCCGGGAGGUGGCCCCGUGCGGGCGGGUGUGGAGAGCUUUGGCUUCCCUGCACAUUUUCACGAUACGCUGCACGAGUUUCCCGUCUGCCAUGUCAACGCUCUCCUGGCAGGCACCCUGGACACCGCCCCCCCCAAAGACGCCAGUGCUGAUUCAACGCAGUCCGACGCGGCGGGAGAGGAGGAGCCGGACCCGCCGACGACCGAACCGACGAGCGGUCCGCAGGAAGUGAAAAUGGAGACGAACAGUGCCGCUGAUGACGUCUGCGACCCGGAGAAAGAAGCGCGGGAGAAACGCAUAGAAGCCAAAGCCGAGGAAAGAAAGGUGAAGCAGGAGGAGAAGAGGAAGAAGCUGGCGUCCGCUGCUGCCCUGCUGGAAGGCAGGAAUGCCGACGGGUUGGUUAUAGCCAGUCGCUUUCACCCGUGUCCCGUCCUGAUGGGCAUGCUCAAGUUCCUCGCCCCCUCCAGGCCUUUUGUGGUCUACUCCCAGUACAAAGAGCCGCUGAUCGAGUGCUACACAAAACUCAAAGAACAAGGCGGCGCGGUCAACCUCAGGCUCGCAGACACGUGGCUCAGACAUUAUCAGGUGUUGCCUAACAGGACGCAUCCCGUGCUACUGAUGAGCGGCGGCGGGGGCUUCCUCCUCUCGGGAACGACGGUGGCCGCGGACGCCCCCAAACCCGCCGGCGCCCAGCGAGCCGAGGGGCCGGCGCCGAAGAGGCUCAAAGUGGCGUAAACGGAUACGGAGGCAUUAGAUCUUUUUUUUCCGCCAUCGACUUCUUUCGGCUGAUUUGACGCCUCCGGUGUGAGCGAGACGCCGUGUCUGGUUCGCGUUCAUCGUCCUCCAUCUUGCGUGGAGGAAGGCGUAAUGGCGAGGAGUCGCCCGUAAGCCAGUUUAGCUUUUGUAUUCUGUAACGAGCUGCAGGAGGAGUCUUUGUGUGCGAUGAGGGUAAACAACACAUUUGUUUCUCGUGCCUCGAGGCGAUCUGUGAAAGCUUUUCUUUCUUAAAGUUAAUGGUCUCCACCUUCUAGUUUUUUAUUUUUAUUAUUUUUUUUAUCCCUGCAGAAAGGUCCAUUUGUUUGAUGGUCCAGCUGCUGGUGCAGCUUGACUGUGGUUGACAUCUGUAUCUGCACAGAAUAAAAAACGCAGUACAAAAAGAGA
Messenger RNA from Gasterosteus aculeatus aculeatus (three-spined stickleback), 2060 nucleotides. RefSeq names its product tRNA methyltransferase 6 non-catalytic subunit (gene trmt6). Gene Ontology annotation, cellular component: nucleus; tRNA (m1A) methyltransferase complex. The record is from RefSeq and is a predicted model, not a curated record. Gene Ontology annotation, biological process: tRNA methylation. Lineage: Eukaryota; Metazoa; Chordata; Actinopteri; Perciformes; Gasterosteidae.